AUGUCUCCGGAAGACUACCGCCGGGCCAUGCUAGUUUAUACCAUGGACCAAAUGGCCGCGUUUAUCAUGUCAGACAAGGCAACUCGCGGUACUACAUCAGCAGCCUGCAGCGCCAACAAUACCAACAAUAGCAGUUUUGUCAGCGCACCGACUGCCCGUGGUAGUGGUCGACUAGUAACAACCUUGGCCUCUCUGCCUGAGCCACGUAAGAACGACCACGGGAGACGUCCUGCCAGUGAGGGCGCGAUGAGACAUGCCCUCAAUGCACAGAUGUUAGCGCCUCAGGGCUGGUCAUGGCAUCUCACUAUUGGACGUUAUUCAAAUCACGUGAAAAGAUCGCGAUGGAAGACAGGUCAUGAACUCCAGGUUGACCCAUUAGAACCGUCCGAGGUGAAACGGGUAGCGCGAAAGGAUGCGAGAAACAGAGAUGCCACAUACAUGACAAAAAUCGGCAUGUUAACUCCAGUGCAGUGUUUCGAGGCCGCGAUUGAGGAUGCAACCAAUACGAUUCUCAUGGAACUCGAUGGGGAGCUCGUGUUGGAUGAAGAAACAAUGGCGUCUACUGCACGGGAAAUGGAACUUUGA
Molecule: messenger RNA, 585 nt
Organism: Aspergillus thermomutatus
Lineage: Eukaryota; Fungi; Ascomycota; Eurotiomycetes; Eurotiales; Aspergillaceae
Exons: 3
Coding region: 1-585 (194 amino acids)
Source: RefSeq, a predicted model, not a curated record